AUGCCACGUGAUAAAUGUGACAGAGACUUAUUCAAUGAAAAAGCUCAGACCAUUUUAGAAAGGACGCUAAACAGGCAGCAGAAUCAUAAUGUUGCCAAGAAUAUAAUACUGAUAGUUGGCGACGGAAUGAGCCUGGCCACUGUUGCAGCUGCACGUGUUCUUAAAGGUCAGAAAUCCGGAAGGAGCGGUGUCGGUGAGGAGAUGCUCUAUGAAACGUUCCCCAAUGUUGGCUUAGCUAGAACAUAUGCAACCGAUAAAUACGUCCCUGAUUCGGCUUCGACUGCUACUGCCUUUCUAUGUGGUGCGAAGACGAAGUACGAGGGAGUUGGUGUUGACGAUUCGAUAACACAUUCCGACUGCUCAAGUGUACCUGGUACGGAACUGCGAUGCAUCGGAGAAUGGGCUCUUGCAGAAGGUAAAUCUGUGGGAUUAGUAACUAACAUGCGAGUGACGCAUGCAACACCAGCUCCCCUAUAUGCGCAUAGUCCUGAUCGUUGGUGGGAAAGAGAUUCCAAUAUCAAAGACGAGAAAGAUCGCAGUCUCUGCAAAGAUAUAGGUAGACAACUAGUAGAGGACUAUCCAGGAAGAAAUAUUCAGGUUAUUUUAGGCGGCGGAAGGGAGUCUUUGAUGCCUAAUACAACCUUUGAUCCUGAGUAUCCAGAAAAGCGGGGCAAGAGAGCUGAUAAUCGACAACUAAUUGAAAUGUGGAAGAAACACAAACAGUUAAAUAAGUUUCGUUACAAAUAUGUAUGGAAUAAGAAAGAAUUUGAUAAAGUAGAUCCAAAGAAGAUCGACUAUCUGCUUGGGCUUUUUGAGCCAGCCCAUCUAUAUGACGUCACAGAUCGAGAUGAACAAUCAAAACGUACAGACUACGAUGAACCUACUCUUGCUGAAAUGACAGAUAAAGCCAUCAGAAUUUUAUCUCGCAAUUCUAAAGGCUAUUUUCUGUUAGUGGAAGGUGGUCUCAUAGACAAAAUGCACCACAGUGGAAGGGCUGUUAGAGCAGUUUCUGAAGCUUUGGAUUUAGAGAAUGCUGUAAAAGUCGCCUUAGAAAGGAGUUCAAGAGAAGAUACCUUGUUAAUUGUCACAUCUGACCAUUCCCAAGGCAUGAAUUUUGCCGGAUAUGCUCCAGUUGGUCAAGAUAUUUUUGGCAUUGCUGAAAUCUCCAAUGUUGAUAAAAUGCCAUAUACUAGUCUGAUGUAUUCUUCAGGACCUGGAUACAAAAUAACAAGUAAAGGUAGAGAAAACAUCACUGGAAUAAACACAGCUCACAAAGAUUAUGUUCAACAAGCAACAGUUCCUCGCUCCACAGCAACGCAUGGUGGCGAAGAUGUCGGAGUUUAUGCUAUUGGUCCCAUGGCCCAUCUUUUUGUUGGUGUCUAUGACCAGCACUAUAUUGCACAUGCCAUGGGCUAUGCUGCCUGUAUUGGGGCCAACAAGGACCAUUGUCAGGGAGGCAACUUAUAUCGAAGCACAGAUGGUGCAAAACAGGUUGGUGGCUGGAAGUGGUGGGUACAGAUAAUGGUUGCUGUAGCAGUGAUUAUUGCCUACUGAAGAUAGUAAAUAAAUACAAAAAGCGCCUUCAUUGUAAAUUACGAACUAAGACUAACAUAAUCCAUGGAUGUGGAUUUACCAGAGUUGUCAUGGAAGAAACGGGAAAUGGAAAGUGAUUUAUACGAGACAAUAGUGAAGAAGGAAGCAAAAAUAUUAAUGUGAACAUUAAAGGUCCUUAAAGCUUAACAGUCACCUGGGACAAAGAAAGUGACUUUGUAUACUUAAUUCUGUUUCACAUGAUAAAAAUCACUAAAUCUUUGUAUACUUAAUUCUGUUUUCACAUGAUAAAUACGUUUAUAAAGAAUGCGUGUAAAAAAAAAAAGUCAUUGUACCUACGGAAGAAAGGAAGAUUACAAAUCUGCAUUUGAAAAAAAAAAUUCUUCAUGAACAAAACAGAGAAAAAAACAACUGUUUUACACAAAGAUUUUAUUCAUUUUCACUUUCUGACAAUAAACGGCAAAUACCCUUGUAUAUAACUGGAAUAUCACUAUAAAAGUUGUAGACAUCGGUUUUUUUUUCCUUCUCUAUUGAUGAAAUACCUUUGUGAUCUCUUUGUGUGAAUUGUGUGAGCGAAAUCAGCAUGAGUCUCCUCUACUUCACUAGCUGUUAUGCAGUCUAUUCGUGGGUGCCUGUUGUGCCACGAAUAAAAAUUAUUUUUCUUAAAAUUUAGGGAAAAGAACUUCGAAAUUGGCUUGGUCCGCUUGUAUUAAAUCAAAAUGAAACGCGUAAAAAGAGAAAGAAACAUUUAUUCUGAAUUCGUGUAAAAACAUAUUUAGAUAUAUAUUAUUUAAAAUGUAUCAGAUUAAAAAACUAGGGUUUUUCUAUUUAAUAUUUUCGGCCGUUUUGUUUUGAAGGUGAAUAUUGUUUGUUUAUGUAAAGUAAGAUGUAAUUGUGAAACCGAAUAGUGCUCUUAAAGGGGUGGAAGAGAGGCUUCUAAAGCAUGAUAUGAAAUAUAUGGCAGCCAAUAAUUUAGGAGCUAAAAAUCGCUGAGCUCUUCGUCAGGAAUUUGUACAUUAUAUAUCAUAUUUUAUUAAUAUUUCACUUUGUAAUUAGCAACAUAAUUUGUACAUUAUGCUUAAUAAGCCAGUUUUUGUAUUAUAACUAAUGGUUUCUUAUUUUUUUAAUUUGUAAUUCAUCUAAAAAUGAAUAAACAAUUAAAUUUCAUUGAAAACAUU
Molecule: messenger RNA, 2729 nt
Organism: Stegodyphus dumicola
Lineage: Eukaryota; Metazoa; Arthropoda; Arachnida; Araneae; Eresidae
Product: alkaline phosphatase-like
Biological process (GO): dephosphorylation
Molecular function (GO): alkaline phosphatase activity
Source: RefSeq, a predicted model, not a curated record